CUGUCUGAUUCCUGCCAACCUUUAACAACAUUCUCUACUGUACGACUAUUCAUUAGCACCUUUAAUAUCUUGGUUAAUUGUUUGCUCCUUUUCCAAUGUGGAAUGAACAUCACCUGUCCCGCGACAAGCGAGAUUCCAGUGCACCACGAUCUGACAGCUUUCCAUUGCAAAAUGCGCGCGCCAGCCAGUUGAAUAGCCGGUACGGAAGACCUCCUCGCUCUGAGAAAGAUGAAAAGGGAACGAACAUACAAGUUGUUGUUCGCUGCAGGGGAAGAACUCAGAGAGAAAUCGCAGAAAACAUACCCGUCAUCGUCGACGCCGCCUCCAAUACGCAGGAAAUAACACUAAAGACAACCAAUAAAACAUACACCUUUGAUCGAGUUUUCGGCCAAGAAACGACACAGCAGCAUAUUUACGAUGAUGUGGUCAGCCCGAUUUUACAGGAGAUGCUUAUGGGAUACAACUGUACCAUUUUUGCCUAUGGUCAGACAGGUACAGGAAAAACGUAUACAAUGGAAGGAGAUCUUGAAGACCAGGAAGGAUACAUCACCCGGGAUGCGGGAAUUAUACCACGAACAUUAUAUCAUCUUUUUGACGUUUUGGACCAAGAAGAAGCUGAAUACGCGGUCAGAAUAUCCUCCAUAGAACUUUACAAUGAAGAGCUCAAAGACUUGUUAAACCCAGGAGAUGACCGUCCCAAACUACGAAUUUUUGAAGAUCCAAACGGCACGGGCGUGAUUGUUCAAGGCCUAGAAGAAGCUCUCAUCAACAGCGCUGAAGAUGGUGUACGCGCAAUCCAAUUAGCGAGUCGAAACAGACGGAUUGCUGCUACAAAGUGUAACGACAAGUCCAGCCGAUCACAUUGUGUUUUUACGUUAACCGUACAUAUCAAGGAAACACUAGCAGAUGGAGAAGAGCUACUUAAAGUUGGAAAGUUAAAUCUCGUCGAUUUGGCAGGGUCUGAAAAUAUUGGUCGUUCAGGAGCUGAGAAUGCUAGAGCACGCGAGGCUGGAUUAAUCAACCAAAGUCUACUUACCCUUGGCCGUGUCAUUAAUCACCUUGUCGAACACUCCGUCCAUGUACCUUACAGAGAAAGCAAACUCACCAGGUUGUUACGGGAUUCUCUUGGUGGCCGAACCAAAACAUGCAUUAUAGCUACCAUUGCCACUGCCAAAAUACAUUAUGAGGAAAUCAUCAGCACUCUGGACUACGCUAGCCGUGCCAAGAACAUUCGCAACAAGCCAGAAGUCAAUCAGCGCAUGACCAAAAAAGAGCUUAUAAAGGAGUAUAUACAUGAGAUCGAAAGGCUCAAGUCAGAUUUACAGGCAACGCGCGAAAAGAAUGGUGUUUUCAUGUCCGCCGAUUCCUACCGACUUUUGUUGGACGAAAACCAAAGCAAAAAAGAUCAAGUCGAGGAAAUCACGAAAGAGAUACAAGUCUUUAAAGAUAAUGUUCAAAAUUUGACCAAGGAGGUGGAGCAAAAGGCAAAGCUUUUGAUGGGAAAACAGAGAGAGCUUCGUGAAGUCAAUGAUAAAUUACAGGAGACCAAAAAAUGGUUGCAGAGAAUUCAAGAAGAGCAUGAACAGACGAAACAAUCACUUGAGGAGCAAGUUGCUCUCAGGAAGUAUCAUCAACAGUAUGGCGACAAGCUCGAACAUUUCGCUUCCGAAACAAUCAACACACUGCAAAAUACUGUCAAAGACAACGCUGGACUUUUUAACAAACUUGACCGUCAGCGCUCAGUGCAAGAAAAAAAUCGUGGGGCCCUGCAUGCGUUCAAAAAAGACGUGGAUGUCAAGGCUCACAAAAUCGUCGAGGAAAUGCUUCAAUUCAAGUCAUCUAUUGGUGGUAUGCAAAGUGAUCUGGAAGCCAAGGCUCAAGCCUACGCAGAUGCGUUACAAAAGGUGAGCAUGUUAUACUGAUAGUACUAAAAUUUUCAGUUACUGACACCAUAUCUAGAAUUUGUCUGCCAUCCAUCAUGGUGUUGAGACUAGAUUGAAGGCGCUGGAGCAAGAAAGUGACGCUUUGAACUCGUUGGUUAAAGACGGUGGAGCAGCACAGAAUUGCCUCUACAAC
Umbelopsis ramanniana AG is the source of this 2076-nucleotide messenger RNA. RefSeq lists its product as uncharacterized. The record is from RefSeq and is a predicted model, not a curated record. Gene Ontology annotation, biological process: microtubule-based movement; mitotic spindle assembly. The transcript is spliced from 8 exons. Gene Ontology annotation, molecular function: microtubule binding; plus-end-directed microtubule motor activity; ATP binding. The coding region runs from base 96 to 1922 and encodes 608 amino acids. Gene Ontology annotation, cellular component: nucleus; spindle microtubule. Lineage: Eukaryota; Fungi; Mucoromycota; Umbelopsidomycetes; Umbelopsidales; Umbelopsidaceae.